AUGGGGAAGGCGGACAAGUAUGAUAUGUACUCGGUGGAAAUGGAGAAGCACUCCAGUGGGGAGAUGGAUGUGAAAAUCAAGUCGAAGAAGACCAAAGGAGCAAAGAAGAAGGAGAAGCUGGAAAAUAUGAAGAAAGAGAUGGUUGUGGAUGAUCACGAAUUGUCUGUGGAGGACUUGGAGCUGAAGUAUCGAACCAGUGUCACGAAGGGCUUGAACAGCACAGUAGCCGGGGAGAUCUUUCUUCGUGAUGGUCCCAAUGAGCUGAAGCCUCCCAAGGGUACUCCGGAGUAUGUGAAGUUUGCCCGUCAGCUGGCUGGAGGGCUGCAAUGCCUCAUGUGGGUGGCAGCUGCUAUCUGCCUCAUUGCCUUUGGCAUCCAAUGCGGGCAAGGGGAUCUUACUAGUGCAGACAAUCUCUACCUGGCAAUUGCCCUCAUUGCUGUGGUGGUUGUGACCGGCUGCUUUGGGUACUACCAAGAAUUCAAAAGUACCAACAUCAUUGCAAGCUUCAAGAAUCUAGUGCCACAGCAAGCCACAGUGAUUCGAGAUGGGGACAAGUUCCAGAUCAAUGCCAAUCAGCUAGUAGUAGGUGACCUGGUGGAGAUCAAAGGGGGAGACCGGGUGCCAGCAGACAUCAGGAUCAUCACUGCCCAAGGGUGCAAGGUAGAUAAUUCCUCUUUGACAGGAGAAUCAGAACCCCAAACAAGAGCCCCAGAAUGCACCCAUGAGAGUCCCUUGGAAACCAGGAACAUUGCCUUCUUCUCGACCAUGUGCUUAGAAGGCACAGCUACAGGCAUCAUCAUUAGCACUGGUGAUCGCACCAUCAUUGGACGUAUUGCUAGCUUGGCUUCAGGAGUAGAGAAUGAGAAAACGCCCAUUGCCAUUGAGAUCGAGCACUUUGUGGAUAUUAUUGCUGGCUUGGCAAUCUUUUUUGGUGCCACCUUCUUUGUUGUUGCUAUGGUGAUCGGCUACCCCUUCCUCAAAGCCAUGGUGUUCUUCAUGGCCAUUGUGGUGGCUUACGUCCCUGAGGGUCUUCUGGCAACGGUCACAGUGUGUCUUUCCCUCACAGCAAAGCGUUUGGCCAGGAAAAAUUGCGUAGUAAAGAACCUGGAGGCUGUAGAGACGCUGGGCUCGACUUCCGUCAUUUGCUCUGACAAAACUGGAACCCUUACACAGAACCGUAUGACAGUCUCCCAUCUUUGGUUCGACAACCACAUCCAUACAGCAGACACGACAGAAGACCAGUCAGGACAGAGUUUUGACCAGUCAUCAGAGACAUGGCGAGCUCUCUGCAAAGUGGUGAGCCUUUGUAAUCGGGCCUUCUUCAAGUCAGGCCAGGAUGAUGUACCCAUUCCAAAGAGGAUUGUGAUUGGAGAUGCCUCUGAGACUGCCCUCCUGAAAUUUUCUGAAAUCACCCUUGGCAAUGUGAUGGAGUACCGGGAGCGCUACAAAAAAGCCUGUGAGAUCCCCUUCAACUCUACCAACAAGUUCCAGCUCUCCAUCCAUGAGUUAGAAGACCCUCGAGACCAACGCUACUUGCUGGUGAUGAAAGGUGCUCCUGAGCGAAUUUUGGAACGCUGUUCCACCAUCAUGAUCAAGGGUCAAGAGUUACCCCUUGAUGAGCAAUGGAAGGAAGCUUUCCAAACAGCUUACAUGGACCUUGGUGGACUGGGAGAGCGUGUGCUUGGAUUCUGCCACAUUUACCUUCCCCAAAAUGAGUUCCCUCGUGGCUACAACUUUGACUGCGAUGAAAUGAACUUCCCCACCAGUGGGUUGUGCUUUGCAGGCCUCAUCUCCAUGAUCGAUCCACCUAGAGCCACGGUAUUCUUAAUCCUCUUGCAUCCUUCCACCUUCCAUUCCUAGGUCAUCAUGGUGACAGGAGACCAUCCCAUCACUGCCAAGGCCAUUGCUGCCAGUGUGGGCAUCAUCUCAGAGGGCAGUGAAACAGUUGAAGAUAUUGCUACUCGGCUACGUAUUCCUGUGGAACAAGUCAAUAAGAGGUAAGCAUCUAAACAUGUAGUNAAUGGGGGUCAGCUGAAAGACAUGGAGACUGAGGAGCUGGUGGAGAUCCUGAAGAUGCAUCCGGAGAUGGUCUUUGCUCGUACCUCUCCUCAGCAAAAACUCAUCAUUGUUGAAAGCUGUCAGAAAUUGGGUGCAAUUGUGGCUGUAACAGGAGAUGGGGUCAAUGAUUCCCCAGCAUUGAAGAAAGCCGAUAUCGGUGUGGCAAUGGGCAUUGCUGGCUCUGACGCAGCCAAGAAUGCAGCUGACAUGAUCUUGCUGGAUGACAAUUUUGCCUCUAUCGUCACUGGUGUUGAGCAGGGACGUCUCAUAUUUGACAAUCUCAAGAAAUCCAUUGCCUACACCUUGACCAAGAACAUCCCAGAACUGACACCAUACCUGAUCUACAUCACUGUCAGUGUGCCCCUUCCUCUUGGUUGCAUCACCAUCCUCUUUAUUGAACUCUGCACAGACAUUUUCCCUUCUGUGUCUUUGGCCUACGAGAAAGCAGAGAGUGACAUAAUGCACCUGAAGCCACGCAACCCGCGACGGGACCGCCUGGUCAAUGAAGCCCUGGCUGUGUAUUCCUACUUCCAGAUUGGAGCCAUCCAGUCAUUUGCAGGCUUCACGGACUACUUCACGGCCAUGGCCCAAGAGGGAUGGUACCCACUGAAGUGUGUGGGCCUUCGCGCUGACUGGGAGAAUGACCAUCUCCAAGAUGUCGAAGACAGCUAUGGGCAACAGUGGACAUUUGGGCAGCGCUUGUACCAGGAGUAUACGUGCUACACCGUCUUCUUCAUUAGUAUUGAGAUGUGCCAGAUUGCUGAUGUCCUCAUCCGUAAAACACGACGUCUUUCUGUCUUCCAGCAAGGAUUCUUCCGAAACAAAAUCCUGGUGAUUGCUAUUGUGUUCCAAAUUUGCCUGGGCUGCUUCCUCUGCUACUGCCCUGGUAUGCCCAAUAUCUUCAACUUCAUGCCCAUACGAUUCCAGUGGUGGCUAGUCCCCAUGCCCUUCGGCAUUCUCAUCUUUGUCUAUGAUGAAAUUAGAAAACUGGGAGUCCGAAGACAUCCUGGAAGUUGGUGGGACAAAGAACUCUACUACUAAAAUGUUAUGGACAAUGCAUUCCUUCCUGGUGUCAACAUUUCCCCAGGGCAAGAGGCAAGAAACAACAAGGAAUCAAGGAUGUGGCUCUGUCGUUGAUUUUCGGCCGUGUCCAGCUUGCUUCAUCUUUUACCUUUUUCAGAGAUAGCUUUAUUUAAAAAAACUGUUUUGAGAUUUUAGUGUGCAAAGGAGGAGGGGAAAUUAACAGGAUUCUGUGUCUGCUAAUGUAGCAGCCAAGUUGGUCCUGAUCACAGAAUUCUGCAUUAUGAGAAUGUCUAUGACUUAUAAAAAUAAUUAUUAAUAACCAAGUUAGUUAACUCAAGACAAAGAUUUAAAAAUUCAGCAAAAUGGAUGGGAGAGUGGACA
Anolis sagrei ordinatus is the source of this 3462-nucleotide messenger RNA. The record is from RefSeq and is a predicted model, not a curated record. NCBI's taxonomy places the organism in Eukaryota, Metazoa, Chordata, Lepidosauria, Squamata, Anolidae.